Molecule: messenger RNA, 6047 nt
Organism: Nelumbo nucifera (sacred lotus)
Lineage: Eukaryota; Viridiplantae; Streptophyta; Magnoliopsida; Proteales; Nelumbonaceae
Product: ABC transporter C family member 5-like
Biological process (GO): transmembrane transport
Cellular component (GO): membrane
Molecular function (GO): ATP hydrolysis activity; ATP binding; ABC-type transporter activity
Source: RefSeq, a predicted model, not a curated record
GAUUUCUUAAAUGUUACAGAUACCCCUGUGGCCCCUCUCGCAUGCAACCACCGGGGUCCAAGUAAUAUUCCUCUUUCAAAGGGAUUCCCUCUCUCUCUCUCUUUCUCUCUCCCCCCUCCUCUCCCACAUAAGAUGCCUUCAAAAUCUCUUUCUCAGUUUCUCCUGGGCAAAAGAAAAAAACAAAAUUGACACUCAUUAACAGUACUGACGACUGGUUCUUUCUCUAUAUAUGCUGGAAGAUAGAUCACUCAAACUGAAAUUUUGACUUGCAGGGUGCAAAUUAGACGAACAUUAAUACCAUACCAGAUAUUUGACAGGUUUUACCCACCUCAUGCGGCAGUAAGGUUUGGUGCAGUGAAACAGAAAGGAGAUCUGGUUAACAAUAACAUACAUUCCUGUUUUAUUCGUGUUUACGUCAAAUGACAACUUGAAUUGGUCUGGGUUGAUGGGUUUUGUUCCGUUGUCUUUCUUAUAAGCUGCUGAAGAGCUGCCACGACAACGAGAGCGUCCAAUCUGCACCGGCUCGCAUAACGAUUUUGUUUGCUUUUUUCACGAUAUACCCAGAUUCUCUCUCCAAAAUCCCCUACCUGCAAUAGAUGGUGAGGUGCCUAUGAGAGGAUUCAGUCCUCUCCGCUUAAAUCUUAAAAUACAAAACCAAUUCUCAUUGUAACCAGCUUCAGCGGUGGUGGAAUCUCCGGCCAUGCAUACCCUUUUGCGAGUUUUUAAGGAUUUGCCCGUAUUGGAACGUGUAGCGGUUGCGAUCCACUUAACGCUUUUGGUUUUCUUUCUGUGCUUUGUGUCAGUGAGGCGGCUGGUCGCCUGUAUUGGCCGUCGGCUUCCGGUCACUAAGGAGGAGGUGUCUAAUGCAAAUUCGGUUCCUCUUCGUCACAGUGAAGCUGUGAUUCGGAAUAUUGAGAUUGGCACGGGAUUCAAAGUCUCGGUUUUCUGUUGUUUCUAUGUUCUGUUCCUGCAAGUAUUCGUUUUAGGGUUCGACGGUGCUGGCUUGAUUAGAGAUGGGGCGCAGGGGAAGACGAGGGACUGGUCCGUUCUCCAGUUGCCGGUUGCUCAAAGUUUAGCUUGGUUUGUUCUGAGCUUUUGGUGUUUUCACUGUAAGUUCAAGCCUUCUGAAACUUUCCCACCUUUGCUAAGGAUAUGGUGGAUUAUUUCAUCUGUCGUAUGUUUGUGUACUCUGUACGUUGACGGCAGAGAGUUGCUUAUAGAGGGGUGGAAGCAUGUGAAUUCGCAUGUUGUGGCAAAUUUUGCCGCCACCCCUGCUCUUGCUUUCCUUUGUUUCAUUGCAUGCCGGGGUAUUUCGGGCAUACAAAUACUCAGAAACUCCGAUCUUCAAGAGCCACUGUUGAUCGAAGAAGAAACAGGCUGUCUUAAGGUGACCCCUUACAGUGGUGCUGGGUUCUUUAGCUUGAUCACACUUUCAUGGCUGAAUCCUCUUCUGGCAGUUGGUGCAAAGAGACCACUGGAACUCAGGGACAUCCCUCUUCUGGCACCUAAGGAUCGAGCCAAGACUACUUACAAGAUUUUGAGCUCGAAUUGGGAGAAAAUGAAGGCAGAGAAUCCUGCAAAGCAGCCCUCAUUGGCUUGGGCGAUUUUGAAAUCAUUCUGGAAGGAGGCAGCCUGCAAUGCCAUCUUUGCCGGCUUGAACACACUAGUUUCAUAUGUGGGUCCUUAUCUAAUUAGCUACUUUGUGGACUACUUAGUGGGGAACGAGACUUUCCCAAAUGAGGGUUAUGUUCUGGCGGGGGUCUUCUUCACUGCCAAGCUGAUUGAGACCAUAACCACCCGGCAAUGGUAUCUAGGGGUAGACAUCUUGGGUAUGCAUGUGAGAUCAGCUCUAACAGCUAUGGUUUACCGGAAGGGGCUCAGGCUCUCAAGCUCAGCCAGGCAAAGCCAUACCAGUGGGGAGAUUGUGAACUACAUGGCAGUUGAUGUGCAGAGAGUGGGGGAUUACUCAUGGUAUCUACAUGACAUUUGGAUGCUUCCUAUGCAAAUAGUUCUUGCUCUAGCAAUUCUCUAUAAAAAUGUAGGCAUUGCCUCAGUUGCAACACUGGUUGCCACCAUUGUAUCCAUUAUCGUUACUGUCCCUCUGGCGAAGAUGCAAGAAGAGUACCAAGACAACCUCAUGGCAGCCAAAGAUGAAAGGAUGAGAAAGACCUCUGAGUGUCUGAGGAACAUGAGGAUUCUCAAGUUGCAAGCAUGGGAAGACAGGUACAGAGUGAAGCUGGAGGAAAUGCGGCAUGUAGAAUUCAAGUGGCUUCGGAAAGCUCUCUAUUCACAGGCUUUUAUUACAUUCAUCUUCUGGGGAUCUCCUAUCUUUGUCUCGGUGGUCACUUUUGGUACUUCUAUACUGUUGGGUGGUGAGCUUACAGCAGGAGGUGUCCUCUCUGCUCUGGCCACUUUCAGAAUCCUCCAAGAACCACUUCGGAAUUUCCCAGACUUGGUUUCAAUGAUGGCUCAAACAAAGGUUUCUCUAGAUCGUAUUUCUGGAUUCUUGCAGGAGGAAGAAUUGCAGCAGGAUGCCACCAUUGUUCUUCCCCGGGGCCUCACAAACAUGGCCAUAGAGAUUAGGGAUGGUGAGUUCUGCUGGGACCCUUCUUCUCCAAGGCCAACAUUGUCUGGAAUACAGAUGAGAGUGGAAAAGGGGAUGCGUGUGGCUGUUUGUGGCAUGGUUGGCGCCGGAAAAUCAAGCUUUCUGUCGUGCAUCCUUGGGGAAAUACCCAAAAUCUCUGGUGAAGUUAGAGUAUGUGGGUCUGCAGCAUAUGUUUCUCAGUCGGCCUGGAUACAGUCGGGAAAUAUAGAAGAUAAUAUUCUUUUUGGCAGCCCAAUGGAUAAGCCGAAGUACAAGAGUGUUAUUCAUGCUUGCUCAUUGAAAAAGGAUUUGGAACUCUUCUCACAUGGUGACCAGACCAUUAUUGGUGAUAGAGGCAUAAAUCUCAGUGGAGGCCAGAAGCAAAGGGUGCAACUUGCAAGGGCUCUAUAUCAAGAUGCAGAUAUUUACUUACUUGAUGAUCCCUUCAGCGCAGUUGAUGCACAUACAGGAUCAGAGUUGUUUAAGGAAUACAUAUUGACGGCAUUGGCUACCAAGACUGUGAUAUUUGUUACACAUCAGGUUGAGUUUCUGCCAGCUGCAGAUCUGAUACUGGUCCUUAAAGAGGGACAUAUCAUACAAGCAGGAAAAUAUGAAGAUCUUUUGCAAGCUGGAACUGAUUUCAACACAUUGGUUUCAGCUCAUCAUGAAGCAAUUGAAGCUCUGGAUAUCCCCAAGCACUCAUCUGUUGAUUCAAAUGAAAAUGUUAUUGUCGAUUGUUCUAUCACGUCUAGUAAAAAGUGUGACUCAAAUGCAAAUAAUAUCAACAAUAUGGUGAAGGAAGUGACAGAAACUGAAUCAGCUUCAGAUGGGAAAGCAAUUAAAGAGAAAAAGAAAGCAAAACGUUCAAGAAAAAAGCAAUUGGUUCAGGAAGAGGAACGAGAAAGAGGAAAAGUCAGCAUGAAGGUGUACUUGUCAUAUAUGGCUGCUGCAUACAAAGGCUUAUUAAUACCACUCAUUGUUCUUGCACAGGCAUCAUUUCAGGUGCUUCAAAUAGCCAGUAACUGGUGGAUGGCUUGGGCUAAUCCACAGACUAAAGGAGCCCAACCUAGGACAAGCAGCAUGGUUCUUCUUGUUGUUUAUAUGGCCCUUGCUUUUGGGAGCUCAUGGUUUGUGUUUGUUAGAGCUGUCUUGGUUGCCACAUUUGGUCUAGAAGCUGCACAGAAGUUGUUUACAAAGAUGAUUAGAACUAUCUUUCGGGCACCAAUGUCUUUCUUUGACUCCACACCAGCUGGACGGAUUUUGAAUCGUGUUUCUGUGGAUCAAAGUGUUGUGGAUCUUGAUAUUCCUUUCAGACUUGGUGGAUUUGCAUCAACAACCAUUCAACUUCUUGGUAUAGUUGGUGUAAUGACACAAGUUACCUGGCAAGUCUUGCUUCUUGUUGUCCCAAUGGCCAUUGCUUGCUUGUGGAUGCAGAAAUACUACAUGGCUUCAUCAAGGGAACUUGUUCGUAUUGUAAGCAUACAGAAAUCUCCAAUAAUCCAUCUUUUUGGGGAGUCCAUUGCUGGAGCAGCUACAAUUAGGGGCUUUGGGCAAGAAAAGCGAUUCAUGAAGAGAAACCUAUAUCUUCUUGAUUGUUUUAAUCGCCCCUUCUUCUGCAGCCUCUCGGCAAUUGAGUGGCUCUGCUUGCGAAUGGAAUUACUUUCAACUUUUGUAUUUGCAUUUUGCAUGACACUACUUGUGAGCUUCCCACAUGGGAGUAUUGAUCCAAGUAUGGCUGGUCUUGCUGUGACAUAUGGCCUUAAUUUGAACGCGCGAUUGUCACGUUGGAUAUUGAGUUUCUGCAAGCUGGAAAACAAAAUUAUUUCUAUAGAACGAAUUCAUCAGUACUGCCAAAUCCCAAGUGAAGCACCAGUUUUUGUUGAGAACUGUCGCCCUCCAUCCUGCUGGCCAGAAAAUGGAACAGUUGAAUUGAUUGAUUUGAAGGUUCGUUACAAGGAAAGUCUUCCUGUAGUCCUUCAUGGAGUAACGUGCACAUUUCCUGGUGGGAAGAAGAUUGGUAUUGUUGGCCGCACUGGAAGUGGUAAAUCUACAUUGAUCCAGGCUUUGUUCCGAUUGAUUGAACCAGCAAGUGGGAGGAUAGUCAUAGAUGGCAUUGAUAUUUCAACAAUUGGCCUUCAUGAUCUGCGUGGUCAUCUCAGUAUAAUUCCACAAGAUCCAACGUUGUUUGAAGGGACCAUUAGGGGAAAUCUUGACCCACUUGAGGAGCACUCUGAUCAUGAAGUGUGGCAGGCACUUGAUAAGUCUCAACUUGGAGAGACAGUCCGCCAAAAAGAGGAAAAGCUUGAUUCUCCAGUGCUAGAGAAUGGGGAUAACUGGAGUGUUGGGCAACGGCAACUUGUUUCAUUGGGCCGGGCUUUGCUUAAGCAGGCAAGGAUACUGGUUCUUGAUGAAGCAACAGCCUCAGUUGACACAGCAACUGAUAAUCUUAUCCAGAAGAUUAUCCGAACAGAAUUUAGGAAUUGCACUGUCUGCACUAUUGCACAUCGUAUCCCUACUGUUAUUGACAGUGAUCUGGUUCUAGUCCUCAGUGAUGGUCGUGUUGCAGAAUUUGAUACUCCUGCACGGUUGUUGGAGGACAAGUCAUCAAUGUUUUUGAAGCUGGUGUCCGAGUACUCUACAAGGUCAAGUAGCGUGCCAGAUUUUUAAACUUGAUGGUAUGCCACACCACCUUGAACAGAAAACUAUAGCAGCAGCAGAUGUACAGAAAUGAGCCAUCUGCUACUGCUGCUCCCCUUGCUGCUGCAUUCGGCAGUUAAAGAGGAGAAUCAUAUGGAAAGUGAUGUGCUUUCUUGUAUAGUCAACCCACAGAAGAAAAGAGUAGUAUUUAUGUGAUAUGGGUACUCUUCCCAUUCCAAGCAGAAUUGCUGUAUCAGAACACGGCUGGCCCAAUGUAAACAAAGAUGAGUUGGGUCCAUAAGAGUAGAGAAUGAUAAUAAGUUUGCAAGUGGAGGAAAUUGCGUUUGAGGAGGGAGGGUUAUUCUUGUUGAGCAUUCCCAAUAAUGCAAUCUUGGCAUCAAAUCCAGAUGAUCGUUCAUUUAUCUUUAUGAAGUUAGCAGGGCAUCUACAGUCCUGUAUCCUGCGCUGCUGCUCUUGGCAAUGUAGUGCUUUUUGUUCUGGUCAUUGUUUCUUCCUCCCUGAUUUGCAUACCUUUUCAGAAGAAUGGUCAGAUUAGAUAUACAUGAACACGGAUUCUGGGGAUAAAAUCAGUCAUUUGUGUGGCAUAGGCCAUGAUUGGCAUGUUCUAAGCACUAGAUUUACACUUUUUUUUUUGGAUAGGAAGAAGAGCUAGCAGGUGCUAACCCUCCUUGAAUGUGCGAUGGAUGGUUUUUCAUUUUCAGGGGUGGUUUCUCUCUUCCUUAUUGUGUGAUACUCUACUAAUGUAAUUUACAUUUGCUGAACCCAAAAGUCCAACAUCCAGUUGAUCAACCGCAGAAUUGGGUUU